AUGUACCACGAUUCAAAGGCGGCGAUGAGCGCGCCGCCACUGCUACGCAACCCGGGCAACAGCAUGAGCCCGUCGCCCCGCAUGAAGACGUUGUCGCUCGCCAUUCCGACGUCGCCUAGUCUUGUACCUACACUCGCCGGAACGGGAUCAGUUGGAUCUGCUGCGGUUGUGGAUGAACGCGGGUUCCUGCUGCCGCAGCAGCCUGUUCCAGAACUGGCGCUGUCGACAUCGCCGGCGUUCCUUGCCACCACCGGCGGGAGCGGUGAUGCGAUGCAGGAGGAGCCGCCGUCGUUUUAUCUUAAUAGCGGGAACAGCGCUUCGCGGAAUCGGUUACAGCUCAAUACAGGAAUACAGCAACCCCAGCACGAGGCGAUGUACCCGACGCCACAGCCGCAGCUGCAGACCACCACGACCGCGACAGCAACAGCGACGCAACCACAAUUCUAUGCGCAAACGCAGACGACGCCGUCGCCGUCGUCGAUGAUGGUUGACUCGGAACCGAUGGGAUACUCUGAUGUUGCCGAUCUGGACGAGGAAGGGUGGGAGCGGGUGGCGAAUAGCGGCGAGAUUGUCGAGAUUGCAAAACUAGGCGAAGGCACGAGCGGCAGCGUGACCAAGUGUCGGCUGCGGUACGGCAAGACUGUGUUUGCGCUCAAGACGAUCCCCGCGAAUCCGAACCCGGAUAUACGGAAGCAGAUCCUGCGCGAGCUGCUGUUCAACAAGACGUGCGACUCGCCGCAUAUCGUCAAGUAUUACGGGCGGUUUGUGGACGAGCAGAACGCGAGUAUCUCGAUCGCGAUGGAGUAUUGCGCUGGACGGUCGUUGGACGCGGUGUACAAGCACGUCAAGGCGCGAGGCGGGCGCAUUGGCGAGCGAGUGCUGGGGAAGAUCGCGGAGGGGGUGUUGAGUGGUCUGUCGUAUCUGCAUGAACGCAAGAUAAUACACCGAGACAUUAAACCGCAGAAUAUAUUAUUGGAUGGGAAUGGGCAGGUGAAGCUUUGUGAUUUUGGAGUGUCGGGAGAGGUUGUCAAUUCGCUGGCGACUACGUUUACAGGAACAUCAUAUUACAUGGCACCGGAGAGAAUACAGGGCCAUCCGUACUCGGUGACGUCGGAUAUAUGGUCACUAGGUCUGACGCUGAUGGAGGUAGCGCACCACCGGUUCCCAUUCCCACCCGAAGGCGAGCCCACGCUAAGUGCGAUCGAGAUCUUGGUGUAUAUAGUGCACAACCCACCGCCGAAGCUGAUGGACGAGCCGCAUAACGGGAUCAAGUGGUCGGAGGCGUUCCACCACUUUUUGGCGUGCUGUCUGGAGAAGGACACAAAGAAGCGGGCGAGUCCGCGGCAGAUGCUCAAGCAUCCUUGGAUUGUGGGUAUUUCGAGCCGGAAGGUGAAGAUGGAUCGGUUUGUGCAGGAGUGCUGGGCAGAUGCUACUUUAUGA
This is a messenger RNA of Myxozyma melibiosi, 1440 nucleotides long. RefSeq names its product mitogen-activated protein kinase. The record is from RefSeq and is a predicted model, not a curated record. NCBI's taxonomy places the organism in Eukaryota, Fungi, Ascomycota, Lipomycetes, Lipomycetales, Lipomycetaceae. The transcript is spliced from 3 exons. Gene Ontology annotation, molecular function: protein kinase activity; ATP binding. Gene Ontology annotation, biological process: protein phosphorylation. Bases 1 to 1440 code for a protein of 479 amino acids.